AUGGCUACUUACUCGAAAGCAUCAUUCAAGUCUCUCAACUACAACACGUUCCGUCCUCAUUACCCGCCAAGUUUCUACGGCAUUUUGGGAGACUAUAUAAAGUCUCGGGGAAACCCAGUUCCCGUUAAGUAUGCGUUAGAUUUGGGUUGUGGCACGGGAGUCGCUACGUAUCCCCUUUUGAACAUUGCAGAGCGUGUGGAUGGCUUGGAUCUUUCACCAGUGAUGAUCAAAACUGCUACAGAUUUGAAGCAAAAACGAUUGAAAGAACUUGAAAUUGACGAUUCAAGCAGGAUCAAUUUCAAGGCUGGCGGUGUGGAAUCUCAGCUUUAUGAUGGCGAAAACCCAAUCGAAGAAGGUUCCGUUGAUUUAAUCACCGCUGCUCAAUGUAUCCAUUGGUUCAAGGACUACGAUACUUUUUUCUCCACUGCUGCCAAAUUAUUGAAACCUAAGGGAGUUUUGGCGUAUUGGUACUACGUAGACCCAGUGAUCACGUCGUUUUCUGGGCCUUCGAAAGUCGAGAAGGCUACCGCAUUGAAAAAUGCCUAUGAUAUCUACUUCAAGUAUGUCUAUGAAGAUCCUGAGUAUAUUGGUCCAUACUGGGAGAAUCCCGGCCGAGAAAUCAUCAAAAACUUCUAUGUUGAGGUGGACAAGCACAUCCCUGAAAGUUUGUAUGGAAACAAAAAAGUUAACAAAUUGGAGUUGCACCCAAAUACCUCCAAGGAACCCAAUGAGAAGGACGACUUGGUUUUGGUCAGAAAGGGAAUUAAACUCAAGGAAUUGGAGGGCUAUCUCUCGACUUACAGUGGAUUCCACUCCUACAAGGAAGCCACCGGAGACAAGAAGGAUUUCAUUGGGUCCUUUUUUGCUGAGCUUGAGCAGGUAAAUGGGUGGGACAGAAAUGAAACCGAAAUCGAUAUUGUGUGGAACACAGGAUACACCUUCAUUUCCAAAAAGUAG
This is a messenger RNA of Meyerozyma guilliermondii ATCC 6260, 957 nucleotides long. RefSeq lists its product as uncharacterized. The record is from RefSeq and is a predicted model, not a curated record. NCBI's taxonomy places the organism in Eukaryota, Fungi, Ascomycota, Pichiomycetes, Serinales, Debaryomycetaceae. Gene Ontology annotation, molecular function: S-adenosylmethionine-dependent methyltransferase activity. The transcript has a single exon. The coding region runs from base 1 to 957 and encodes 318 amino acids.